AUGCUGUUAGCAUAUGCAGAAAUAUACGAACUUUUUUACCGAAUACAUACAAGAGGAGUCAUGGAGCACGUGCACGACCACGCAGGCAUGGACCACGGGAGCAUGGACCACGGAAGUAUGGACCACGGGAGUAUGGACCACGGAAGUAUGGAUCAUGGGAUGUGCGGACAUGAUGGCCACAGCCACGCCAUGGCGUUCCAUUCAUCAGUCUGUCAAGAGAUCCUCUUCAGCGGCUGGUUGACUACAAAUGCUCUGGAACUGUUCGGGUCUGCGGUCGCCAUCUUCUUCGCUGGUGUUCUAUAUGAAGGUCUGAAGUACUUCAGGGAGGCACUUCACGCUCGGGCCUCGACGGUUACUGGUGACUCCAGGGUCAAUAUCACAAAGAGCGAGUGUGGGAACAAUGGACCUUGCAGUGGACCAGCUGUUGUUAAAUAUACAAUGAUGUCAUCAGGUCACGUGAUACAAACAUUCCUCCACUUCAUCCAGUCGACUACUUCCUAUAUCCUCAUGUUGGUGUUCAUGACCUACAACGUGUGGCUUUGCCUAGCACUUGUCCUUGGUCUAGCGGUCGGCUAUUUCUUCUUUGGCUGGCGGAAGAACAACGUUGUGGACGUCAAUGAACAUUGUCAGUGA
This is a messenger RNA of Arctia plantaginis, 633 nucleotides long. The record is from the annotation of a GenBank genome assembly. Lineage: Eukaryota; Metazoa; Arthropoda; Insecta; Lepidoptera; Erebidae.